AUGAAUCGCGUCCGCGCUCGAGCCUCCUAUAAAAGCCUUUGGCGAGAAGACCAGCCAUCAGUCACUUGUCCAGUGUCCAAACAACUACUUCAACAUGAAAUUCCUGGUAAGGAUUCCAUAAAUGUCGUCGUAGCCCUGCUAGUUGCCGCUGUCUUCGCUGAAGAAGAAAAGAAAACAGAAAAACGUGGUCUUUCGGGAUUGGGCUAUGGUGGUCUAGGCUAUAGUGGUCUGGGCUACGGUGGUCACGGACUAGGGUAUAGCGCAGGUUACGGUGGUCUUGGUUACAGUGGUGGAUACGCUGGCUAUGCUCCAGUAGCAGUCAGUAAGGUUGCCUACACCACCUCUCACGGAGGCUACGGCGGACUUGGUGGAUACGGCGGAUAUGGCGGAUACUCUGGCCUUGGCGGAUACAACGGCCUUGGCGGAUAUGGCUACUACGGUGGUCACGGCGGAUACGCCGCCCCAGUCGUCGGUUACGGUGGCUACUAUGGCGGUCACGGCCAUGGUUACGGCGGACUUGGCGGUCUUGGCGGACUUGGCUACUACGGACACCAUUAA
Messenger RNA from Danaus chrysippus (African queen), 558 nucleotides. The record is from the annotation of a GenBank genome assembly. NCBI's taxonomy places the organism in Eukaryota, Metazoa, Arthropoda, Insecta, Lepidoptera, Nymphalidae.